Messenger RNA from Pollicipes pollicipes, 472 nucleotides. Its product is annotated as decaprenyl-diphosphate synthase subunit 1-like. The record is from RefSeq and is a predicted model, not a curated record. The transcript has 2 exons. Gene Ontology annotation, molecular function: prenyltransferase activity. Gene Ontology annotation, cellular component: transferase complex; mitochondrion. Gene Ontology annotation, biological process: isoprenoid biosynthetic process; ubiquinone biosynthetic process. The annotation marks the transcript as partial. Lineage: Eukaryota; Metazoa; Arthropoda; Thecostraca; Pollicipedomorpha; Pollicipedidae.
GUGGCGAUCCUAGGUGGUGCGGAUGACGAGAUUCAAGAGGUGGCCUUCCAGUACGGCAGGAACGUGGGCAUGGCGUUCCAGCUGGUGGACGAUCUGCUGGACUUCGUGUCGUCCUCCAAUCUGAUGGGGAAGCCGGCGGCGGCGGACCUGAGACUGGGCCUAGCCACGGCGCCGGUGUUGUUCGCGUGCGAGAAGUUCCCGGAACUGAACCCGAUGAUCAUGCGUCGCUUCACGGAGCCCGGCGACGUGGAGAAGGCGUACCGCUGGGUCAUGGACUCGGAGGGUCCGCGGCAGACCCGCAUCCUGGCCGAGACCCACUGCGCUGAAGCCAUCCGGCACAUCAGCCAGCUGCAGACGUCGCCUGAGCAGCGCAGUCUGGUCCAGCUGACGGACCGCGUGCUCAAUAGGAUGAAGUAGUGCGCCGACGCCGGCCGGCUGUUGGGCGGCGCCGACGCCGGCGAACGCGGCCGGC